Messenger RNA from Striga asiatica, 1962 nucleotides. The record is from the annotation of a GenBank genome assembly. Lineage: Eukaryota; Viridiplantae; Streptophyta; Magnoliopsida; Lamiales; Orobanchaceae.
CAAAUUUCAGGAACAUAUUUUGAGCAGACUCCAAACGCCACCUUUGGUUAGCGUCUCUGCGACGCGCCACCGUUCGCUCUUUAUCCUCGGUUUCACUAUUCGAUCCCAAAUUCAAUAACCAGCAGAUAUAUACAUUCAAUUUGAGUGAAAACCCCCUAUAAACCCUAAAACCAUGCCUCCUAAAAAGGAUCUCUGCAGAAAUUUUCAGCACGGAAGUUGUCGAUAUGGCGAUCGCUGUAAGUUUAUUCAUGCCACGUCACAACAACAACAACCAAAAAGCAACCCAUUUGGAUUUGGCGUACAAAAUGGCAGUCCAUUUCAGCAAACAAAUCAGCAGCAACAGAUGCCAAACCCUUUUGGUUUUGGUGUUCAGAAUAAUAAUCAGUCAAAAGGGGGCAAUGACUUUGGAUCUAAACCAAAUCAAUUCAAGCCAUUCGAGAAUAAAUGGUCACGUGGUGCAUCUGCUUCACAACAAUCUCAAAAUCAGCAAAGUGCCACGGUUCAUAAGUGCACAGAUUCUGAGUCCUGCAAAAGAGUAAUUGUGGAAGAUCUUGAAAAUGAGAGGCCCCAAUGGAAGCUUACUUGUUAUGGUCAUGAUAAAAUUGGUCCCUGUGACAUUGUUGGUGACGUCAGCUGUGAAGAGUUGCGCGCAUUAGCAUAUGAUGACUCUAGGCAGGGAAAAAGUUUGCAGCUCAUUGUAAGACAAUAUGCACUUACCGACUUGUCAUUUUGGCUUGUGUUUACGAUCGAGAGAGAACGGAAUUUGCUUAAUUCUAAGCUAGUUGAGUUUCAGAACCUCAUCCAGAAACCAUAUACUUUAUCUUCAUUUGCUAAUCCGAGCACCCAAAACCCAUUUGGUGGAGGCAAUGCAAGCACUCCAGCCAUGAACAGUGCUUUUCCUUCACCUGCAUCAAGUUUUAAUCAAGUGGGUGCCUCACUGAAUACUGGGCCUGCUGCGUCGCCUAAUUCAUUCGGCCAACCAACUGCUGUCCAGAACAACAACAGUCAGCCUUCUAACAUGUUACCGACAAACAAUUCACCUUUUAACACUCCAGGCACCUUUGGCAGCAAAACUCCAAACCAACCUGUUCAAAGCUCCUUUCCUUUUGGUUCAAAUAGUGCCCAGACAAAUCCUUUUUCAACAUUAGCCAACUCAGCUCAGACGAAUCCUUUUUCAACAUUAGCUAACUCAGCCCAGACGAAUCCUUUUUCCACAUUACCUAACUCAGCCCAGACGAAUCCUUUCUCAACAUUAGCUAACUCAGCCCAGACAGGGAAUGCGUUUGCUAAACAGUCAAACUCAGCCUUCAAUGGGCACAAUUCAGCUUCUAGCGGUUUUGGCCAGUCCACCAUAAACGUCCAGUCAACAAAUAGCAGUCCAGUGGGGAACACCUCUAAUGUGGACGAUAGCAUAUGGACAAAAUCUGAAUGGAAGUGGAAUGUUGGAGAGAUCCCAGAAGAAGCUCCUCCAGAUAUAUACAUUCACUAAGCCCAGCAACGUUCAAGGGUUCAUGAUUUUAUGCUUAACCUGAUUUGCGGAAUUCUGUACGUAACUUUCAUCACAUUACCAGGAAACUUUUCAUGAUCUGAGUUGCAUUUCGAGUCCUCCAAAAUACACACUCAUGUAACAAGUUAUACGACUCUUGAAACAGCUCAUGGGUUGAAUCUUUCGUCACUUUUACAGUUAUUAGUCAGCUCAUUGGUCGGAUCUUUAGUCACUUUUACAGUUAUUAAGAGUAAUUGUUAGUAUGCAGCAUGAUUUACGGAAAGAUUAGGUUGAAAACUGAAUAAUGAAUGUAGUAUGGGGUGAAUUUGUAAUUUUUUAUACCGAAAAAUGAAAUUCAAAGUUUACUGUGAAUGUUAAUUAUAAUACAUUCUUGUUGUAUGAGACAACCUUACGAUUAUAUGAGUCGACGAGUCAUACUUUUUGAACUAAUUUGUGCAUUUAUAUUGAGAAGUGUC